AUGACUAAGACAGCAGCCGCCGAAGCGGCUCCUCCAGCCGCACCCGCCCCGGCAAUAAAGACUCCCAAGAAGAAGGCGGCUGCCCGGAGCAAACCAACCGGUCCCACGCUGGGCGAACAGAUCGAUAAGAUCGUGGCGGGUUGUCGCGAUAGGAAGGGUAUGUCCGGUGCGGCCAUCAUUAAGGCUCUGACCGGCAGCGGUGUCGAUGUGGUGAAACGUCGCCCCGAGAUCAAGAUGAGCAUCAAGAGGAAAGUGGAAAGCGGCUCCUUGGUUCAGAUGAAGGGCUCGGAUAUUUCGGGAUCCAGUAAAUCCGGUAAAGGGAAAAGUGCCGUGAAGGUGGUGAAGAAAGCGAAGAAGCCAUCGGCAAAGAAAUCUGCAAUCAAGAAAUCUCCCAGCAAGAAGCUUGGCGCCAAGAAAACAGCGGCUAAAAAAACGGGAGCUAAGAAACCUGCGGCUAAGAAAAUAUCUUAA
Messenger RNA from Hypanus sabinus (Atlantic stingray), 471 nucleotides. RefSeq names its product histone H1-like. The transcript has a single exon. Gene Ontology annotation, cellular component: nucleosome. Gene Ontology annotation, biological process: nucleosome assembly. Bases 1 to 471 code for a protein of 156 amino acids. The record is from RefSeq and is a predicted model, not a curated record. NCBI's taxonomy places the organism in Eukaryota, Metazoa, Chordata, Chondrichthyes, Myliobatiformes, Dasyatidae. Gene Ontology annotation, molecular function: DNA binding.